This is a messenger RNA of Ipomoea triloba (trilobed morning glory), 1324 nucleotides long. RefSeq lists its product as uncharacterized. NCBI's taxonomy places the organism in Eukaryota, Viridiplantae, Streptophyta, Magnoliopsida, Solanales, Convolvulaceae. Gene Ontology annotation, molecular function: DNA binding. The record is from RefSeq and is a predicted model, not a curated record. The transcript is spliced from 2 exons. Bases 134 to 1093 code for a protein of 319 amino acids.
UCAGGCCCGAAGUUCGGUUCAAGCCCAAACAUGAUUCGAGCUCUUCGUUUGGGUCCACACUGGUCCCGAACUCCCGUUCCAGUUCUGGGUUUUGUCGGAGAUUUCGUCGCCUGACGAUCCAUUUCCACCUUCCAUGGCUUCGCCCAACCCGCAGGGCUCGCCUGCCGCGGCCACCGCCGAUCAGCAUCGGCUGCACGUCACCGUAGCGUCAUCUCCUUUAACUCCGCAGAUGGUAGAAGGAAACAAUGAAAAUAUUAUGGAUGGUGCAGAUCUGACUGAAACAAGCGCGGGUGAGAAACGAAAAAGGGACGGGAAGUUGAGAUCUGUUGUUUGGCAACAUUUCACAAAGCUUAUCAGGGAGGAUGGAACUUGCGAUAAAUGCAAAUGUAACCAUUGCAAUAAGCUCUUCACUUGCUCGAGCCGAAGUGGAACAACUCAUCUGCUUCGUCACGUAACUGAGGGAAUAUGCCCAGUAUUUAAGCUCGACAAGAAGGAUAAACCACAUAACAACACAAGUUUCACCUGUUCAACUGGUAACACCGAUCGAAGAGGAAACAUCAUUCCUUGGAAAUUCGAUCAUCAGCCACUCACUCAUCCACCCAUCGAGCAGUCCAUCGACAUGCACAAUGACUUAUUGGUCGAGGGCUUAGAAGAUCUUGACCGUCAAACUGGUGGAUACCCAGAUGGCGACUUUGUUGGACAAUCAUCAACCUCUGCAUACGCUAAACUUCCUCAACAAAACGCAACACAGUCGCAAUCUCCACUCACUGCAGACUCAUGGAUGAACGAGUUGAGAGCCUGCACAAAUAAACUCGUCAAGCUCACGAAUGAGCUUCUUCCUAACGGUAUAUCCUUGAAGAGCUCUUCUGCAGUCAGCGGCCCCGAUUACUCUAUAGGCGCCGCCAUAAAGUGCUUGAAUGAAAUGGAAGACGCCAUUCCAGAAUCAAGCACAGCAUAUCUCGAUGCUCUUGAUAUUGUCCGGGAUCCCGUAGAAAGGGAGUGUUUUCUUUGUCUAAACCCAGAGACGCGUCGAAGAUGGCUGCGUAGGAUGCUGCAUCGCCGCUAUCCCUUGCGCUAUAAUACUGACAUUUGAUCAACUCUUAAUCAGUUCAAAUCUUUCACUCUUUUUCUUGGGUGGAGACUUGUCAGGUGUUGUAGUUUAUAGAACUUGUCUGAGGUGAAACUAGCAAUACAUUAUAUACUAUUUGUUCUGAAUAUCUUCUUUAGGUUCAAGAUUUUGAACAUUACUUUUUAUACAAACUUUUGGCAGGUACAAAGGGCUGAGCUAUAUUUUGGGUGCAAAUUUCAUUUUUUUGGUCCCAAA